Puccinia graminis f. sp. tritici CRL 75-36-700-3 is the source of this 1515-nucleotide messenger RNA. RefSeq lists its product as uncharacterized. Lineage: Eukaryota; Fungi; Basidiomycota; Pucciniomycetes; Pucciniales; Pucciniaceae. Bases 1 to 1515 code for a protein of 504 amino acids. Gene Ontology annotation, biological process: regulation of transcription by RNA polymerase II. Gene Ontology annotation, cellular component: nucleus. The transcript has 6 exons. The record is from RefSeq and is a predicted model, not a curated record.
AUGGCGCCUGGGCGCGCCGCCCCUGCGCCAGCCAAAGACGCGCCCCUUCAGAGGGCCUGGUUGGCGCCCGUCGGCGCGCACUUUUUCAAAAGUGGCGCCGACAACCCUAGUGUUGACAAAUGGCAAUCCCCAAACGGAUUCGAUAUUUUAGGUAUUGUCAUCUAUAGAUUAGUUGAAGAGGCUAGCCCUGCCAAGUUAGAAGCGAUGCCGUUAGACUUCAUUCGCUUGUCCAAAAGCCACACUGGAGAGUACCUGGCCAACACAGUACGUUUAGUUGCGGAGAAAUUUGGAAUCCAAGAUAAGAUAUGUGGACUUGUGACUGAUAACGCCAAGAAUAAUGAGUUAAUGGUUCGGGAGCUCAAGAAGCUGAAGUGGCCUUGCUUUAAAGGUGAAGCACAAUGGAUCCGGUGUUUUGCUCACAUACUCAACCUUAUUGUCCAAGCUAUACUCCGCCCGUUUGGGACUCCAAAGAAGAAAGGUGCAACUAAAAAUCCGGGAUCAAACUCUGAUGGAAUUGAUUCCGAUGAAGACCUCGCCGAGGAGCAAAUAAGCAUGCUUCCGCGCGGGCACAAACCCACCUUGCAAGAUGAGGAAUCCUUACACAAUUUAAGCGAUGUCGACUCCAAUUCUGAAUCAGAUGAAGACAAGACGGAAUCCCUCAGCGAGGCCGACAUCAAACAGGCUAGUGAAGAAGACAAAGAAGAUUGCUACACAUCUGAAUCCUGCAAGCAGACCUUGGCAAAAUUUCGUGUGAUCGCUAAGAAAUUGAGGUUUUCUCCAAAUUCCAAAGCCGAGUUUGUAGAGAUCUGUCAGGAGAAAGUUUGCGCAACCCCUCACAACAUUGAAAGGGAUGUGCGAACUCAAUGGAAUUCAACCAGUGCACAACUCAACAGCAUAAUCAGGUGUGAAGAUGCAAUUGUCAACCGUGCGUAUCAAUUGGAUGAGGGCGACUUCAAGUUAGCGCGGGAUCUUGUCGAGGUCCUCAAUGUUUUUUACAAGAUCACUUUACAACUGUCAGUGGCUGGAUCAGCUCGCUUAUCGAACAUCGUUCUAUACAUCGAUCAAAUCACCGAGCACCUUUCAACAGUUAUCAGCAAUGAGAAUUACCCUGCGGCAUUGAGGAACACCUGCCGACUUGGACUUAAAGUAACAAACAAAGACGAGUACUUUAAGUUGGCCAACUGGGAGCCUGAGUGGAUCUCCAAAGCCAUACGACUAGCGAGGGACAUGUGGAUAUUGUUUUACAAGCCAAAACCAAUCACUCUUUCCUCCCCUGCACCAGCACCAAAUACGACUUCAAGCUCCAAGGUAAAAACAUUGGACAUAUCUUUACUGAGUACCAAGACUGAAGCCGUUUUUAUCCACUUCUCACAGCCCAAAACUGGUAUGCUUGCCGGACUGGGACACACUGCUGCAGCCCGAGGGGGGGAUUUCUCAUCCGACCCAUUUGAUUUGUGGUUAGCAGGUGGACUUGUCCUGAACGGUACGGUGUGGAACUGCUCAGCAAGUGAGUAA